GGCGGCGCCGCCUCGUGUGACCUCUGCCGUCCCCGAUGCUGCCGGCGGCCGGUCGCGCCCUGGGCGGGGGGGCCCGCGCCCUCCCCCUCCCCCUCCCCCGCAGGUGGGGGGCGCCUGUGCCCAGGGUCUGCGCCGCGCGGCUGAUGAGGAGCAGCGGGCGGAGGCGGAGCGGCGAAGUGCUGGCCGGAGCCCCCCUGGACGACGCCCCCAAGGACUACCCCCCCAAGAUCCGCCAGCUCGUCCACGACAUCGCCGGCCUCACGCUGCUCGAGAUCGCCGACCUCAACGAGUUAUUAAAGAAAACCCUGAAGAUCCAGGACGGGGGGCUGAUGCCCAUGGCGGCGGGCGCCGCCGUGCCCGGGACCACCCAGGUGCCCGCCCAGGCGGCCGAGGAGGAAGCGAUGCCCGCGCCCAAGGAGCGGACCCACUUCACCGUCCGGCUGACCGAGGCCAAGCCCGUGGACAAAGUCAAGCUCAUCAAGGAAGUGAAGUGCCACAUCCAGGGCAUCAACCUGGUCCAGGCCAAGAAGCUGGUGGAGUCCCUGCCCCAGGAGAUCCGGGCCAACGUCGCCAAGGCGGAGGCGGAGAAGAUGAAGGCCGCCCUGGAAGCGGCCGGGGGCACCGUGGUGUUGGAGUAGCGGCCGGGCGCGGGGCGCGGGG
Tachyglossus aculeatus (Australian echidna) is the source of this 660-nucleotide messenger RNA. RefSeq names its product mitochondrial ribosomal protein L12 (gene MRPL12). The record is from RefSeq and is a predicted model, not a curated record. Gene Ontology annotation, biological process: translation; mitochondrial transcription. Gene Ontology annotation, cellular component: ribosome; mitochondrial large ribosomal subunit. Bases 36 to 638 code for a protein of 200 amino acids. Gene Ontology annotation, molecular function: structural constituent of ribosome. The transcript is spliced from 5 exons. NCBI's taxonomy places the organism in Eukaryota, Metazoa, Chordata, Mammalia, Monotremata, Tachyglossidae.